CCAGGGUAGCGGUUAUUCGUGAAUGCUAUUUGUUGUUUCAUUGGUUUACAUUUCCUUUGCUCUUUUGUCAGCUAGUUGCUCUCUGAUGCCAGCUCUAAUUCCGACUACUACAUUCGGAAAAAAUUUGUGCUUAGUUCGCUAGAAAUAACCCACUUGGCACUUUUGUUGGCUGAAAAUCUAAUGAUAUUUGAGAUUUUGAUGCCAGUUUCAAAGCACCAGAUGGACUUGGACAAAAUAGAGCAGUAAUGGCAGAGGGCUGCAGGAUGAACGAAAGGAACAUUGUGUGAUAAGUUUGUCAUUGAAAGGGAUCAAGCUUAGGAUUAUGAGGUUUAACUGGUAUUUGGAAAGUGGCAAUGCAAAAAUUGCCAAACUUUCUUUGUGGUUUGCCUAAAGGAGAACUAUAUAAGACCACGAGGUUAAAGCGGAUAUGGUUGUUGGAUGAACCUGAAUGGAUGGAUGUCUACAAGCCUUACAGGUGGUUGAGCUACUUGCAAACAAUGAUUUCUCUUGACAAUAUGUUCUUCACGUUUCUUAUGGAGAAGCUCCCUUAAUUUUAGUUGAUAUUGUGUACUAACUAAACUUAGCACUGGCUUUCGGCCCAGCUUGGAG
Messenger RNA from Linum tenue, 609 nucleotides. Lineage: Eukaryota; Viridiplantae; Streptophyta; Magnoliopsida; Malpighiales; Linaceae. The record is from the annotation of a GenBank genome assembly.